AUGGCUGGGAGGAACAUUGGAGUUGCAGUGGACUUCUCAUCAUGCAGCAAAGCAGCUCUGAGAUGGGCAUCGACGAACCUUACCAGGAGCGCACUCAUCCCUCUAGCUGAGUUCUCAGAUGUCACCAAGACAUACAGUGUGUCUCCAGACAAGGAGACAAUCGAGAUCCUCACUCAAGUGGCAAAUCAGAGAGGGAUUGAAGUCUUUGCAAAGAUACUCUACGGAGACCCUGCAAAGAAGCUGUACGAAGCAGUUGACCUGGUUCCCCUCAGCUGCAUGGUUAUAGGGAGUAGAGGGUUAAGCACGCUCAAAAGGGCUCUGAUGGGCAGCGUGAGCACCUAUAUUGUUAACCACGCGGCCUGCCCCGUCACGGUUGUGAAGGAGAACAUGUAG
This is a messenger RNA of Panicum virgatum (switchgrass), 393 nucleotides long. RefSeq names its product universal stress protein A-like protein. NCBI's taxonomy places the organism in Eukaryota, Viridiplantae, Streptophyta, Magnoliopsida, Poales, Poaceae. The coding region runs from base 1 to 393 and encodes 130 amino acids. The transcript has 4 exons. The record is from RefSeq and is a predicted model, not a curated record.